CCGCCCACCAUGGCUGCCGCCGGCCUUGCACGCCGCGCUCCCACCUCCGGCCUUCCUCCACCCAAGCCGGCCACCGAAAUAGCUUCUCCACCUCCCACUGAUUCUCCACGGCCCAACCCCGCUUGCCCAGCCACGCCAGAACGCCGCCGCAGCGGCACAGUACCACUGCCGGCCGCGCACCCGCCGUGGAACCGCCGCCACGGACCACCUCCUCAUGCUCCAAGGCCACCUACAGGGACUCCAGACAGCAAUAGAAAGAACCCCAGGGUGUUUUCUGCGAAGUCCAUGACUCAGGUACGAUAGAUGAACCAUAUGAAGGACGUGCUACUGGAGCCGAACCCGAAGACGAAUGGAUGGAACCCGAUGUGCAUGACCGAAGGAAGAUGCUCGCCAAGCGAGUAUCAUCUAACUAACACUGACUUAGUGUUAAUCCCAGGCAAGCCCCGGAGCAUAACCUAUUAUUUUAACUUAUGAAAA
Messenger RNA from Panicum virgatum (switchgrass), 477 nucleotides. Its product is annotated as basic proline-rich protein-like. The record is from RefSeq and is a predicted model, not a curated record. The transcript is spliced from 3 exons. NCBI's taxonomy places the organism in Eukaryota, Viridiplantae, Streptophyta, Magnoliopsida, Poales, Poaceae. Bases 10 to 303 code for a protein of 97 amino acids.